This is a messenger RNA of Aureococcus anophagefferens, 798 nucleotides long. RefSeq lists its product as hypothetical. Lineage: Eukaryota; Pelagophyceae; Pelagomonadales; Pelagomonadaceae. Gene Ontology annotation, molecular function: protein-cysteine S-palmitoyltransferase activity. Bases 1 to 798 code for a protein of 265 amino acids. The transcript has a single exon. Gene Ontology annotation, cellular component: Golgi apparatus; endoplasmic reticulum. Gene Ontology annotation, biological process: peptidyl-L-cysteine S-palmitoylation; protein targeting to membrane. The record is from RefSeq and is a predicted model, not a curated record.
AUGUCCGACGCGGAGAGCCUCUGCGGCGGCGACGACCGGCUGUUCCUCUUCCUGCGGACGACGCUCGCGGCGAUCUGGCUCGCGUGCGUGGGCCUGCUCUGGCGCGCGGCGCUGACGGAGCCGGGCGUCCUCCCCCGCAACCCGCCGGACGCGAAGCCGUCGCUGCCGCCGGGCUGCGAGGACGGGCCCGACCUGAAGAUCUGCCACACGUGCAAUUUGGUGCGGCCCGCGCGGUCGAAGCACUGCGGCUCCUGCAACAACUGCGUCGAGCUCUUCGACCACCACUGCCCCUGGCUCGGGACCUGCGUCGCGAAGCGCAACUACGCCUACUUCUCCCUCUUCCUCAAGGCCGAGGUGCUCCUGAUAGCCUUCGUCGCCGGCGUCACCGCGCUCCGCUUCGCCGGCGCCUACGGCCGCGCGGCGCGCGCGCCGGGCGGCGACGGCGCGGCGCCCCGCGACGUCCUCGGCGCGCUCGUCCAGGACGCGACCUGGCCCCUGGGGGCCGCGGCCGUCGCGCUCGGCCUCGCGUUCCCGGUCGUGAGCCUCCUCGCGUUCCACCUCCGCCUCGCGGCCAUCGCGCAGACGACGAACGAGUCCGUCCGCGGCGUCUACCGCACGGCGCUCAACGUCAACGACCUCGGCUGCCGGCGCAACUGCGCGUCCGCCGCGCGGAGCGUCUACUGCGACAAGACGCCGCCGUCGAGGCUCGCCGCGCUCUUCCCCCGCGACGCCCGGGGCGCGCGCGACGCGGCCGGCGGCGGCUACGGCGCCGUCUGCCCCGUCGCCACGACGCCCUGA